AUGGAACAACAAAAGGCUAUUCCUCGUGAACUUCUUGCCGUCGUCCAAUAUCUCAGAUCUAAGGCCGAAUUAAAGACCAAGACCGGUGUCCUGGAAGGAAAGCGACACGAUUACUUCAAGGGAAAAGCAGCCAUCAAGGCCUUGCUCUCACCAUCGUAUGCAAAGAUUCACCCGAGCAGUUCACCGCCGAUCACAGAUGAAGCAGCGGCGACAGCGCUACUGAACACGAUCAUACCCUAUGCGUUUUUUCUACGAGUCGAGCGGACCUCGCAAUCGAUAGCCGGUGCAAAGGUGCUACAAAUCAACCCUGCCCAGUUGUUCGACGGAGAAAGCUACUAUGCCUGGCUCUACGACGGCAACCAGCUGAUGGUCAUCGCUGGUGCCGCACUCAUGGUCCUCGUCGUCCUUGCUGGAGUCAUGUUCCCCCUCUGGCCGAUGAGCCUUCGAAUCGGUGUAUGGUACCUCUCCAUGGCCGCCCUCGGCUUUGUCGGUCUCUUCUUCGUCAUCGCUAUCAUCCGUUUGAUCCUUUACAUCAUCACCUGGAUCGCUGUCUCUCCCGGGAUUUGGUUGUUCCCUAACCUAUUCGAAGACGUCGGAUUUGUCGACUCGUUCAUCCCACUGUGGGCUUGGGACAUCCCCCCACCCAAAAAAGUAAAAAAAUCGAAGGCAGAAAAACUGGCUGAGAAAGAGCAGAAGAAGGCCAACAAGAAGUCAAAGCUGACCAACGGGGCUACAGAAGCUGCAGUAGCAAGCAGCGGCAACGACACACCUGCCAAGGAAGAUUAA
Messenger RNA from Puccinia triticina, 786 nucleotides. RefSeq lists its product as uncharacterized. The record is from RefSeq and is a predicted model, not a curated record. The transcript has 5 exons. NCBI's taxonomy places the organism in Eukaryota, Fungi, Basidiomycota, Pucciniomycetes, Pucciniales, Pucciniaceae. The coding region runs from base 1 to 786 and encodes 261 amino acids. Gene Ontology annotation, biological process: post-translational protein targeting to membrane, translocation. Gene Ontology annotation, cellular component: endoplasmic reticulum; endoplasmic reticulum membrane.